AAAACUUAUGAAAUAAUCAAUUUUUAUGUAACAACUUAUACUAUAAAAAAUUCGAAAAAAAGAUAUAUUCGCACAUUCAAUAAAUGAGAUUUCUCAUUACUUCUUAUCAAUUAUUAAUAUUUAUUUAUUAUAAAUAAUUAAACAUUAUAUUAUGGUAUCAUAUAUUAAUAAACUACUUGUAAAAAGACAAAGUACGAGUGGUAGUGUAUGUAAAUUAGUAUUAGGAGGUCUACAACCAGCUGAUGAAUUAUUAUGUUGUGAGGAUAAUUUACCCUGUUUGGCUAGUUCCCCCAUAUGUUCCUCUACUAAUAAAUUGACUCGCUGUUUUUUCAUUAAUAAACUGGGUGCUUGUGAGCGAAAUGAUACUCUAGCCAAAACGGUUUGUCAAUAUCAAGAUGGUGUUUAUUGUCUCAAGGGAGAAACUGACAUACCAUACGAUGAGGACCAACUAGGCGGUUGGAAUGUAAUAUAUUGGAUCUUUGCUCGAUAUACUGCAAUUAGGUCAGUUAACGGUUAUACCGACGAAAAAACAGGUCCCCUUCCGGGAGCGCCACCUCCAGCACCGGCAGCGCCACCACCGCCGGGAGGAGAACUUCCAUCCAAAGCACCCAAAGGACUUCAAAAUCCCAGUUCUAUGGUCUGUUCGGAUUCUAUGGCCUCAGGAAUAUGUCAAAUUAAAGAUGAUUCUGGAUACAAAAACUUUAACUAUAUUGUAGAAAUAUGUAAUAAUGAUAUUGAUAUCAUAAAUUCUCCUCCUCAAAUAUACAAUUACAAUUCUACUACUACUGUUUCUACUACUGUUUCUACUACUGUUAGUAUUACAACAACCAUAUUAUCACCUCCAAAAACUAUUAUCACCACGGUUACAGAAAAUUCGCAGAGUUCGCAGAAUUCGCAGAGUUCGCAUUCUGGUACUAAUCAUUUAGAGACGGGAAGUUUAUCUUCUUUACUACUUGUUAUUUUGCUAAUUAUUACCACAGGAAACAUAAUCGGCAGAAGGAAAUUUGGAAUAUUUUGCACCAUAUAGUACCGUGUCAAUAAACAUUUUUUUACGGAAUUUU
Molecule: messenger RNA, 1061 nt
Organism: Rhizophagus irregularis DAOM 181602=DAOM 197198
Lineage: Eukaryota; Fungi; Glomeromycota; Glomeromycetes; Glomerales; Glomeraceae
Source: RefSeq, a predicted model, not a curated record